Molecule: messenger RNA, 3732 nt
Organism: Strigops habroptila (Kakapo)
Lineage: Eukaryota; Metazoa; Chordata; Aves; Psittaciformes; Psittacidae
Gene: CPZ
Product: carboxypeptidase Z
Exons: 11
Coding region: 199-2148 (649 amino acids)
Biological process (GO): proteolysis
Molecular function (GO): metallocarboxypeptidase activity; zinc ion binding; protein binding
Source: RefSeq, a predicted model, not a curated record
GCCUCAAAGCUGUUUGCUUUCCAAGCUCAAACGCUAUUUGAAAUCUGACGCCUGGACUGCUUAUACUGUGGGCAUGCCCUUGCAGUGCACUGAUUUCCUCUGCAGCUUGCACAGCCAGAGCUGAGGCUCCCAGCGAGGAGCCGCUCCAUCAGGCAGCGAGUGCCACAUCACUGUGCUGCCUGCACAAGCGGCUCCAGCAUGGUCCUGAGGCUCCUGCUCCUCCUCAGCGGGCUGCUUAGGGCCACCAAGCCAGCACCCCGCUGUGAAACCGGCCAGGAGACCCUAGGUCAAUGCCAAACUGUACAGAAAGCAAAAUGUGUGGACAUUGCCUUAAGUUCUUGUACUGAUGUUACAUAUGCUCAAAUGAUGUAUCCUAAUUUUCUGGAUCAGAAGUCUCGAGAAGUGAUUGAGUACAGCUCUGAGUACAUCCUCAUCAGCGUGUUGCAAAACUUGCUCCAGGGAGAAUGCAAUCCGGACCUGAGGCUUCUGGGCUGCUCGGUGCUGGCUCCACAGUGCGAAAAGGACAAAGUAAUAAAGCCUUGCAGGCAUGUCUGUGAAAAUCUGAAGAAGAAUUGCCUCCAUGCCUUUGAUGCAAUAGACAUGGCUUGGCCAUACUUCUUAGACUGUGACCGUUUCUUUGCUGGAGAAGAAGAGGGUUGUUUUGACCCAUUGGCAAAGCUGCGAGGAGAAGUAGUAGUUGAAGAAGAUCUGCCUUCAGACUUGCCAGGAACUUUUAUCCAGUUCAAACACCAUUCAUAUUCCCAAAUGGUGAGCAUGUUGAAGAAGACUGCUUCUAAGUGCUCCCAUAUUGCAACGACCUACAGCAUAGGUCGCAGUUUUGAAGGGAAGGACCUUUUUGUGAUUGAGUUUUCAACCAAGCCUGGACACCAUGAACUGCUCAAGCCAGAAUUUAAGUACAUUGGCAAUAUGCAUGGAAAUGAAGUUGUGGGGAAAGAACUGCUAAUAUACCUCGCACAGUAUCUGUGUUCGGAGUAUCUUCUUGGAAACCCUCGCAUCCAGACCUUGAUUAAUAAUACAAGAAUUCAUCUCCUACCUUCCCUCAACCCUGAUGGGUACGAACUGGCUGCAGAAGAGGGAGCUGGUUACAACGGAUGGGUCAUCGGCCGACAGACAGCUCAGAACUUGGACCUGAACAGAAACUUCCCUGAUUUGACGUCUGAGGCUUACAGAAGAGCUGGGAUUCGUGGGGCCCGCCUAGACCACAUCCCCAUUCCACAGUCCUACUGGUGGGGUAAGGUGGCCCCUGAGACGAAAGCAGUGAUGAAGUGGUUGAGGUCUAUCCCAUUCGUGCUCUCUGCCAGCCUCCAUGGGGGUGAGCUGGUUGUGACCUAUCCUUACGACUACUCCAGGCAUCCUAUGGAAGAAAAAAUGUUCUCCCCUACGCCUGAUGAGAAGACAUUUAAAAUGCUGGCUAAAGCCUACGCAGAUGCACAUCCAGUCAUCUCGGACCGGUCCGAACUUCGUUGUGGUGGAAAUUUUGUCAGACGUGGAGGUAUUAUAAAUGGUGCUGAGUGGUACAGCUUCACUGGAGGUAUGGCAGAUUUUAAUUACCUUCACACAAAUUGCUUUGAAGUUACUGUGGAGGUAGGAUGUGAAAAGUUUCCUUUGGAGGAAGAACUGUUUACAAUCUGGCAUGAAAACAGAGAUGCCCUUCUGAAUUACAUGGAAAUGGUUCAUCGGGGAAUAAAAGGAAUUGUGUCUGAUAAGUUUGGCAACCCAAUAAAAAAUGCUCGUAUUUCAGUCAGGGGCAUCCAGCAUGAUGUCACCACAGCUGCUGAUGGGGACUACUGGCGACUCCUGUCUCCAGGGACAUACAUAAUCAGCGCACAAGCACCAGGAUACAGCCGGGUGAUGAAGAGGGUCACCCUGCCUACCAAGAUGAAACGGGCUGGGCGAGUCGACUUUGUAUUGCGACCUAUUGAGACUUGGCCCAACAAACUCCUCCGCCGCUCGAUGGAAGACAUAUACGACCCCUAUGACCCACUGGAACUAUAUGACCCUCAUGCCCAACAUGGGCAGCCUGAGGCUCGAGGUGGGUCACCGCCAGGCAGGGACAAACCUUGGUGGUGGUCUUACUUCAGCUCCCUAGACCUGCACAAACCUCUGUGGCUUCUCAAGCAGCGCUGAAGGGCGUCACGGUGCUCUGCUCACCUCGCUCUGCUGCCCUUCCACUCAGCUCCAGAUGCCCUCACUGCUUUUGGCAAUAUUUAAAUCUGUUUAAUUUGAAAAUACAGUGUUAACUCAAGCAUUGCUUACUUCUUUCGUUUUCUCUUCACACACAACUGAGUAUAUUCAAGUGUUUUUACAUAUUAAAAACAAUGGUGCACACCCGUUCAAAGGCCAGGUUUUAUGCAGUUUUUUUCUUGGUAAUGCUCCAUACUUCUGCCCAUGUAGUUAAUCAUCACAUUCAUUAUUUAUUAGGUUCUAAGUACCUGCAGGAAAAUAUUCCUGAGAUUUUUGUACGUCUUAACACAGUAAUGACUAUAUACUACAAACAACUUUCAGAAACAUGCAGAAAACUCUUUUCUUUCCUCUUUUUACAUUAUUAUUUUGGCAUAUUCAGUUCAUUAACUCUUCUAAUAUAGCUCAAGGUGAUUUUUUUAUUUUUAAUCCUCUAUGUGGAUUCAGACACUAGGAACUAGGAAUUUGGAAAUAAAUCUGAUUCUGAAUAAGUAAUAUGUUCUGCAGGAUAGGCUGCUUAUUGACAGGUCAGUAUCAAUAAUAACGUAUUUUCACAAGUAAAUUUUGAGAAGUUAUCCUUUGAAGACAUAUGUAUUAAAAGUGUUAAAUCUUUACAGGCUUCUUCCUUUGAAACCUGUUGUACCAUGAGUAAGCCCAUUAAAUCAAGAAAAAAGCUCGAGAAGUAAACUGUGUUCCAAGGAGUCUGAGUAUUCAAUCUUUACCAUGCUUAAGUGUUAAUAUAAUUUGAACAGUUUUUAAUCUGUUCAGCAAGGAGAUUUUUAAUCUGUUUCAACAAAAUACCAACAAAUACUUUUACUACUGGAUAUACUCAUAUCCUAUGUAGAAAAAUAUAUGAGAGAAUUUGUGAGGAAUUUAGGUUAAAAUCUGACAUACUACAUUAAAUUUGUUAAAAUCAUGCACUUUUUUGAGUCUAUAUGCUUGUUAAUGAAACUUGUAGACACCAAAGAAAUCACAAACUUCCUUCAAGAUAGUUGGUAAAGCUAGGUGAAUAGCAGUUUUACAAGAUGCUGUCCUCUCUUGGACAUCAGAUGUAAUGUUUUUGUAGGGUGAUUAAAAAAAUAUCCAUAAUUUUGAUGAAACACACAGGCCUAGACUUCCUUUUGGCUUGAAGUUGUUAAUGAACUCUAUAUACUGACAGUAUUUCCUGAUCUAAAUGCUGCAGUGUGUGAAUGUGAUUGUUUGGAGCUGAUGUAUUUACUGCAAGAGCUGCUGGAUUAGCUGUCUGGAUUGCCUUUUGAUUUCUAGCAGCCUUUUUGCUCAUUUUAGGUAAAGAAUCCCAAAUUGCAUAAAUCCUAUAGUCCAUGCGCCCAUAUCUUGUACUAUAAUUGCCUAAGAAGACCCAAGAGAUGAAUGAUCUUAAUUCUGCAACCAGAUGCUGCAUAUGCCUAAGUACCUUAUUCCCAGUUGUAAUCUGAUUGAAGUUAGGGGUCUGUUAUUCAUGUGCUUGAUUGUCUGCAGGACUGGAGACUAUGUAAAAAUUAAAGAACAAUUUCAUAGCAUUAACAAAAA